GCACAGCUAUGGCUCGGCCUCUAUUUGGCGGUGCAUUAUCAACUGUUAUCCCCCCCAGUGCCCAGGAUGUCAGUGAACUGAGACAGAUCCCUGAUAAUCAAGAAGUAUUUGCUCACACACAAACAGAUCAGAGUAUUAUCAUUGAACUGCUGGAGUACCAAAGUCAAGUGCAAGAUGCUGAUGCAGUCAGGUAUCACUUUGAGGACGUGGCUGCAAGUAACAGGGCGGUAGAGAAUGGUUCCUUCGAGGUCAGAGGGGUGGAGCAGGUCUCUCAAUCAGAGCUGUCACUGCAUGAAUGCAGCUCUGCCUGGCUGCUGUCUGGAGCUCAGCUGGUCUCUAAAUUUAAUGAGGAGGCCAAGAACACUGUGAACAUUCACCUGUGCUUAUUCCGUCUGCCGCAGUACACCACUGACAUCUUGGUGACGUUCAACGAUCCUGUUUGUAUCAAUCCCCUCAGCAGCAGUGCCGUUGAAAAUGUGGCCGCUGUACCAUGGACACUACAUGACUUCAAGGGUGUACUGCAGUCAUUCCGUCUACUCGACCCUGGAGUUUUUGGGUAGAUGCUUCACAUAUACAUUUAAAUGCAGUUGGUUUUGCAGUUAUGCCUUUACAAUGACUGAACAGGUUAAAACAAUGUUAACAGGUUAAACAGGCUAAAACAAAGCUAGAAGGCUAGAGUCUCUAUAAAAUAUUUUUUUCUUGCAGUGCAAGGCUUAGCAUUUAUCUGAUUCGUAAGUGAGGCUGUACAAAUGGAGUUAUUGGUAAAAAAGCAAAAAUUAAUUCUAAUAAGACAUACAUUGUCUUCCUGAAACUGACUCACAUUUGAAAACCAGUGUUUACUCAAAUUGUUGCAAAUUGAUGCAGGUUCAUUCAGUAAAAUUUCCCUGGAGUUUUUUUUUUUUGGUUAUCCUAAAAGUUUGCAGUCAUCAUUGUUUUUAGUUGCAGAGUCAAACAUCUCCAUUACUUGCCUACCAAACUAAUGUUCAACUUAACAACUGAAACUCUGUGUUGAAACUCAGGUUUUCUUGAGUUACUCUGAAAUGUAGGACACUUUCACUCACUUAUCUUUAACUUGCCUAUCAUUCUGAAAGGGUAUAAGCAUUACCUUCUUUUCACCUCCGUAAUAUAGCUCACUUGCGUCUCUUCUUUAAACAUCAAGGAUUCUGAGACACUGGUUCAUGCCUUCAUUACUUCUCAACUUGACUACUGUAAUUCUCUUUUCUAUGGUCUAUCAAACACAACAUUAAAUAAGCUCCAAUACAUCCAGAAAUCUGCUGCUAGGGUCCUCACUUAUUCAAAGAAAUCCUCUCACAUUACUCCCAUCCUACACAGACUUCACUGGCUACCCAUUCGUUUUCGCAUUCAGUACAAGAUUCUCCUCAUCACCUUCAAAACACUCCAUGGUUUUGUCUUGUUUUCCUGAUCUCUGAAAACAUGAUUUGAUUUUUGCUAUGGAUUUCAUGUUUAUCUGUAUUCUGUUUUUUGUCUCCUGUUAUGUGUAACUGUUUUGAUAUUGUAAAGUGACCUUGAGUUUAUAGAAAGGAACUAUAUAAAAUAAACUUAUUAUUAAACAUUAUUAUUAUUAUUAUUAUUAUUAAGACUUAAUUUUUGGGCCUUUGUUUAAAAAAUAGCAUAAUCAGAACUUUUCACAACAAGGUUGUAAAUGACAAAAUGUAUAUUGACAUAAGUAGAAUAUGCCAGUAGUUAAUUUGUUGAACUACACCUAUAAACGUAUGGAGAACUUUCUUCAUAAAUUCAUUAAAAAUUACCUUGGAACCAGAUGAUGAACUGUAAAAAAAAAAAAAGUUUAGGCUUAUUUCUUUGUUGAUGCCACUUGAUGGUUUGAUUAAUACAGUGACAUUCAGACAAGUGUGAAUUAACUGUCCAAAAAACAUUUAAGAUAACAUAAUCAGUAUUAUGUUUUAUUUAUUUGUAUUAUUUAUUGUAUUUAAAGGACAACAUAUUGCAGUGUUAAUGUCAUGUAUAUAGAAAACACAAGUCAUUCUUUUAAAAAUAGUUUAUUCUCAAAUUACAUACUUUAUCUUGUUACAAACCCAAUAUGUACCUAUAUAAUUUAAGUCUCUUAAUAAAUAAUUUAAUGUUACAUUAGUUUCUCUAAAGCAUCAAACAGCUCAUUCAGUACAGCACAUAAUGUAAGGCAAAUGGUUACCAUUAUUCUGUCCCACUAAAUAGUGUCUCAUACUAUUUAAAUAGUUCUUCUCCUAAUAUUCUCUGCAAAUAAUGUCAUGUUCUCAAAGAAGCUUCAUGAACAUGACAUGAAACUGUUAAUUAUAAAACCAAAGGUAAUGAGGUUUAUAUCUAUUGCUUUGGAAUUUAUGUUCCACCCAAUUUAUGUUGAACCAAGUUUAAAACAAAUUAUACAUUCUAACAUUAAAGGCAUUGGCAAACAAGACAAAAAAUGUUUUUUUGCACCAGUAGAAAAUAGUAUUGAUAUUUUUUUAACCAGUCAGUUUGAGUGCACCUUCAUUUCAACUUCUAACUACUCAAAAGUAAGUCUUUGUCCUUUUAGUCAGGAUUAAUAAUUACAAUUGUCAAGUCAAAGUCAAAGGAAAAAAAAACACAAUUGAAAGACCAGUUUUGUAACAGUACACAAUCCCUGUUUGAGAACUAAACAUUUACAGUACAUCAUGUGAUUAAUGAUAAAAUAAAAUUUGUUCAACCAUGAUUCUGAUUACAUAUAAUCUUUAGGAAAGGUUCAGAAGUAAAAAAAAAAAAAAAAAAAAAAAAAAAAAAA
Labeo rohita (rohu) is the source of this 2755-nucleotide messenger RNA. RefSeq names its product RAN guanine nucleotide release factor (gene rangrf). Gene Ontology annotation, biological process: protein import into nucleus; regulation of sodium ion transmembrane transporter activity; heart contraction. Gene Ontology annotation, cellular component: nucleus. The record is from RefSeq and is a predicted model, not a curated record. Gene Ontology annotation, molecular function: small GTPase binding; transmembrane transporter binding; sodium channel regulator activity. Lineage: Eukaryota; Metazoa; Chordata; Actinopteri; Cypriniformes; Cyprinidae.